Molecule: messenger RNA, 3134 nt
Organism: Gaeumannomyces tritici R3-111a-1
Lineage: Eukaryota; Fungi; Ascomycota; Sordariomycetes; Magnaporthales; Magnaporthaceae
Exons: 2
Coding region: 300-3134 (944 amino acids)
Biological process (GO): proteolysis
Cellular component (GO): cytosol; membrane; cell wall
Molecular function (GO): tripeptidyl-peptidase activity; serine-type endopeptidase activity
Source: RefSeq, a predicted model, not a curated record
UGCGCGCCAGAGAUUGAGCUCCUUCCUCAAUCGGACAUCCUCUCAGGGCGACAGAUCCACCAAACCCACCCUCCAUGGCGCGCUUGCUCGUAUUCCCGCCCUCUUCCUGGAGAACACACCACCUGCCGCGUGGGGAGCCAAGGCCGACGAGAUGAUGACCUACACGCCCGAGCGGCUAAAGGGGUGAUGUCGUCAAGCCCUAGAUGGAAAUAUAUAUAUAUGGAGGGGAUCGCCGUGGCGGAGAGGGCUGAUGUGAUCUGCUCCCCCAAGCCAAGCUAAGAGGCCACUCCCCCGCCACGAUGCAGCUCAUCCAGUCCCUCCUCCUCGGCCUCUGCCUCACCGGCAGUGGCGCCGUCGCCGCGGAGCUGCCCGGCCCGCACAUGAGCCCGCUCCUGCGCCGCGGCCAGGACGGCGCGCCCGAGACGGCCCCCAAGAACGACACCAUCGCCCCGAAGCGUUUCAUCGUCGAGUUUGACCAGGACAAGGCCGGCGGUGACGCCAGACAGGCCGCCAACGCCCUCAAGUCGAGCCUGCCCAAGGGCUGCCGCGUGCUGCGCGUCUACUCGAGCGAGGUCUUCAAGGGCGCCUCGGUCGAGGUCGAGGGCAGCAACGUCGACACGCUCAACGCCCUCGACGCCGUCUCGCGCGCAUGGAACGCGCGCUACCUGACCCUGCCCGAGGAGUCGCUCGUGCCGCAGCAAAAGUUCGCGUCGUACAGCGAGGCCGCCACCGCGGGCCAGCUCAAGAACUACUCGAUCCACCACAUGACGGGCGUCGACAAGCUGCACGCUGCCGGCAUCAAGGGCAAGGGCGUCAAGAUCGCCUUUGUGGACACCGGCGUCGACUACAACCACCCGGCUCUGGGCAGUGGCUUCGGGCCUGGCCACAAGGUCGUCGGCGGCUACGACCUCGUUGGCAACGGGGACUACCCCAGGGGCCCCAAGCAGCCCGACGACGACCCAAUGGACCAGGCCGGCCACGGCACCCACGUUGCGGGCAUCAUCGCCGGCCAGGACAAGACCUUUGUUGGUGUGGCGCCUGAGUCCUCACUUCUGGCCUACAAGGUUUUUACUGCUAACGGCGGCGUCGACGAGGACACUCUCAUCGACGCCUUCCUGAUGGCCUACGAGGCCGGUGCCGACAUUAUCACCUCCUCCAUCGGCGGCGUCAACGGUUGGACGGACAGCGCGUGGGCCUCGGUUUCCUCCCGCCUGGUUGACCAGGGCGUCGUGGUGACCAUCUCGGCCGGCAACGAUGGCCAGGCGGGCGCCUUUUCGGCGAGUAGCGGCUCUUCGGGAGAAAAUGUGCUCGCAAUUGCGUCCAUCACGGCCGACACCAUCGCCUCGCCCAUGUUCAACAUGACCUUCACACUCGACGGACAGAGCAACUCCACCAUGGUGGCGUACCGCUCCGAGCAGAACUGGUACCCCUCCAAGAUCCAGGGUUGGCCAAUCACACCGCUGUCUCUCAACACCUCGGUCCAGGCCGACGCGUGCCAGCCCCUGCCGAACACGACCAAGAGCCUCGCCAACCAGGUGGUCCUUGUUCGUCGCGGCGGCUGCAACUUUGACGUGAAGCGGGUCAACCUCGAGCGCCUCAACGCGACCGCCAUCGUGUUCUACAACGAUGACAUGCCCCUCGCCAUACCCCAGCGGGCCCCGUUCGUCAUCCCCCUCAGCAACAUGACCAUGAUCACCAAGGAGGCCGGCGAGGCCAUCAUCGCCACUGUCAAGGCGGGCGGCAGCGUCACGGCCGACUUCAACCUCAACCCCAACGACCACCACUACACGGGCGCCAGCUUCUUCUGGGGCGGCAAGGCCGAUUCCUUCACCUCUCUCGGCGCCACCAACGACAUGUUCAUCAAGCCCGACGUUGCCGCCCCCGGCGGCCAGAUUCUCAGCUCCUUCCCCGGCGGCGGCUACGCCGUCCAGUCCGGCACCUCCAUGUCCUGCCCCUACGUGGCCGGCAUCGCCGCCCUCUACAUUGGCGCCCACGGCGGCUCCGCCGACCGCAAGGCCCGCGGCGGCGCCUUCGCCAAGCAGGUCGCUGCCCGCAUCCUCUCGUCGGGCGACGCCGUCGCCUGGUACGUCGACGACGGCAACGAGAAGGACUUCCACGCGCGCGCCUCGGUCGCGCAGGUCGGCACCGGCAUGGUCAACGCCACCAAGGUGCUGGGCUAUUCCACCCAGCUCUCCUUUGCCCGCUUCGCCCUGAACGACACGGCCCACUUCAACCGCGACCACAGCGUCGACAUCACCAACUCGGGCCCGGCCCCCGUCACCUACUCGUUCGAAUUGGAGGAGGCCGGCGCCAUCAACGCUGUCCAGAUCGACGACGGCGAGCACUGGGGCGCCCCGCGCAUGUCCUGGUUCGAGGAGCUCAUCCAGCAGCCGCAGCAGGUCCGCCCGGGCGUCGAGAUGCCCGCGCCCCUCACCCUCCAGCCGGGCGAGACGCGCACGGCCAGGUUCGCCUUUUCGCCACCGACCGGCGGCGACCCGGCCAGCCUGCCCCUGUACAGCGGCAAGGUUCUCGUCAAGGGCGACAAUGGCGAGACCCUGAGCGUCCCCUACAUGGGCAUGGCCGCGGACAUCGUCAAGGAGCUGCCGGGCGUCUUCGACGUCAAGCCGGCCUACGAGCGCUUCACCUCUGGCGUCGAGGGCGUCCCCGUCGAGCAGAAGGCCAGCUGGACCUUCAACACCAGCCUCGCGGCCCAGGACUUCCCCGAGAUCUACGUGCGCCUGGUCUGGGCGACGCGCGAGCUGCGCAUCGACGUCUUCGAGGAGGGCUGGACCGAGGACCGCUGGGCGUACCCGCCCGCGGUCGGCAAGGACGGCUUCGUCGGCGCCGUCGCCACCUACGCGCGCCCGUUGCUGCGCGCCAAGUUCGACCCCGAGCGCAUGAACGCGAGCGAGACCAUCUCGACGCCCCUGCGCAGCCUGCCGCGCGACGUCUCGGGCAGGCCCGGCACGACGUUUUGGUGGCUGGGCCAGAUGGCCAACGGCAGCCAUAUCAACCCCGGCCGCUACCACCUCCGCGUCGCCGCGCUCAAGCCCUGGUCCGACCCGCGCAACUCGACCAGCUGGGACACGUGGACGUGGGUCCCCAAGAUCGAGGUGCUCCCGCUGGGCGCAUGA